AUGAAUAAAAAAUACCCUACCUACAUAGUCAAAGAAACACCAAGAAUCUGUUUAGACAAUGGCACUCAAUAAUUUGAAGAACCUCUUAAUAAACGAAUUUUAGUAACUCAAGAAUAAACUAAUUAAUCAUUCAAGGAUAUCUAGCAAUCUAAUUCAAAAAAUGAAUAAAAAAAGAACAAAUUUGUAUUACAAAAAGAAUAUGAUGCUAAGUGUAUUGCAUAUACAGAUUAAUGCUACUCAUUUCUUAUUAAUUAAAUGCUAAGUCGUUUUGCUUCCUUAGAAAGUGCUUCUUAAGCUGCCACAGCUUAACCCUUAUUCAAAAUGCUUAGAGGAGUAACAAAAAAGUUCAUGUUCAAUGAACUCGAGGUUAUAUUCUUUCUCCAUAUUAUUGAAUCAUAGAAGUGGAGAUUUGACGAUGACCCUCUCAUUUAAAAUUUCAUAUAAUAUUUUAAGUAAGACUUUUUAUGUAAUUCUGAAAUCUACAACCUAGAAGGAUAUAAAAAGCUUUUGCUCUUUUUAGUAUGCUGUGGCUACACGAUUAAAUGUUUUUUUAAUGAAUCAAAUGAUUAAGACAUUUUACUAAUUACCUAACAUAUUCAGUCAUAUUGCAAUGAUGAUUUUAAAAAGUUUAUAGAAAAUUGGAGAUAAACCUAUAUGAAUGGAGCAUUAAGAACUGCACCAAGGAUUAUUAAUAAACUAUUCUGUAAACUCAUGAGAAUGCCAAAGGAUGGUAAACAUGAUCUCCAACUUGAUUAUAAUGCAUUGGUAGAUUCAAUCAUUUAAUUAUCUCCUCCUUAUUAAAGCAAUGAUACUAAAACUUAAAAAAAGAAUGAUAAACUCCAAGAUAAAGAAUAACAAUAAUAAUAAUAAUAAUAACAACAACAACAACAACAACAACAACAAUAAUAAGAAAUUUAUCAAUAAGACUAAUCAUUUUAAUCAAUUAAUCUUCAAUAAAAUCCAUAAUUGUAAUUUUCAGCCUAAUUUAUGUUGCCAUUUUAAUCGAACUAACAACCAAACCUAAAUCUAUUUAAUUCACUUUAAUUAAAUAAUUCUGACUUUCUUGAUCAAUUUAAAUAAUAAGAUGGUUUAUUUGUAUCAAACAUUAAACAAUAAGAGUGUCAAUCCUAACUCUAUAAUUCAACAAACAUAUUUAAAAAAUGA
Molecule: messenger RNA, 1164 nt
Organism: Paramecium tetraurelia
Lineage: Eukaryota; Ciliophora; Oligohymenophorea; Peniculida; Parameciidae
Exons: 3
Source: RefSeq, a predicted model, not a curated record